Durio zibethinus is the source of this 393-nucleotide messenger RNA. Its product is annotated as heavy metal-associated isoprenylated plant protein 12-like. Lineage: Eukaryota; Viridiplantae; Streptophyta; Magnoliopsida; Malvales; Malvaceae. The record is from RefSeq and is a predicted model, not a curated record. Gene Ontology annotation, molecular function: metal ion binding.
AUGGUGAAGAAGACUGUCUUGAAGGUUGAUAUCUCAAGCCAUAAAAGCAAGAAGAAGCUUCUUAAGGCAAUCUCCGGACUACAAGGUGUAGAUAAGAUUGAGGUUGAUAGUGCCAAGGGAACAAUAUCAGUAACAGGCGAUGCUGACCCAUACGAAAUCAUAGUCCGCACGAGAAAAGCAGGAAAAUUUGUUGAACUGGUCAGUGUUGGGCCUCCUCCUGCUCCUCCAAAACAGGAACCCCAAAAGAAACCUGAUGAACCCAAGAAAGGUAAUAAGAAGCCUGAUCCAAAGGCUGAAAUCCAUGAUCCUGAUACCUGUCCCGUUUGUCAGCAAAUGUCCUUUGUCUAUAUGGACCGCCAUGCGGAACUCAACACAGCAUGUUCUAUUAUGUAA